Closterium sp. Naga37s-1 is the source of this 2742-nucleotide messenger RNA. NCBI's taxonomy places the organism in Eukaryota, Viridiplantae, Streptophyta, Zygnematophyceae, Desmidiales, Closteriaceae. The record is from the annotation of a GenBank genome assembly.
AUGGUGGGGCCGUUAGGGCAGUACCGCCCUGGAUUCCUCCAAACCGAGCCGUCAUCCUCCUUUCCCGCCGCAUUCCCCGUCGAGAUCGAGUGGGGAUUGGGCAACGAGCUUCUGAUCUGCGCUCCGGCCGCAUCUGUCGCCGCGUCCGACGGCGCGUUUCAAGGAAGGUCGGACGACCGGCAUGAUGACGUGGCGGGACGCGGGUCGGCAAUUGUCAGCGUGACGUGGGCUGACACGUCAUCGUUCCACCGGCAGAUCGCAGCGGGGGCGUCGUCAUUGUACGGGCGACUGCAGGCGGCGAUUGCGGCGGAAAUGGCGGAGGAAGCGGAAGACGCGGAAAUCGACGAGCGGCGCGAGAGAUGGCGACACGUCAGCAGGUGGUCUCGCCACGUCAGCAGGCUCCUCUCUCCACCGUCCUCCCAGUCCACGCUGGCAGCUGCGCGCGCCUCGCCCCACUCCCUCGGGAUCUCCGCCGCUGACCCGUUUGCAGCGAUAGAUGUUGAAGAGAGGGAGGAAUGGGGGGACGAGCCUACCAACCAGUCUCUGCCACGUGGCAUCACCCAGGGUGAGCUGGCAGCGGUCUGGGACCUCCUCCGCCUCUGCUUCCUCCCCCACCACACACCUGGCUCUGCUGACGUGGACAAUGACAUGGACACUCGCAUGGGUGGCAGUGCUGACGUGGACAGUGCAUUCAGGGGAGCAAGAGGAGUAGGGGGUAUCAGAGGGAUGGAGGCAGGUGGCAGGGGUGGCAGCAACAGCAGCUUCCGCUCCUCUCCGCCCUCCUCCUACCCCCUCCUCCUGCCUCCUCCCUCUGCUGCUCCUUCCACCCCCACCUGUCAGCCCUUCGUCUCCUGGCUUGCUCAAUACAACGCGUCGCUACCUCCUUGCAACACGUCCACGUCAGCAUGCCUCCGGUCCUUGCGGGAUCAAAUGAGCCAAUCAGAGGCCAUUCCUCCAGAGGUUCUUGAGCCCUAUUGGCCGGCGGUGGCUUCCUGCGCUGCGAUGGGCUGGAGAGACACGGCGACGGCUCUGCUCCGUUGUCACUCAUCAUACCGCGAGGACCAGGUCAUUCAGAGGGAAGCGGAGAACGGGCUGGUGGAGGCCGUGGCAGUGCUGCUCGCAGAAAUGCCGAUGCCGCUUGAGCCAAUGGCGGCGCACGACGCUGCUGAGGUGUCGGCGUAUUACAGGCAUCGCGACCAUUGGCGCAACCGUCUCGCACGCCUCAAGGCAAGCCCUUUUUGGGCGGCGGCAGAUGCGCCGGCCACCGAGAGGGCGCUGCUCGCCCUGCUCGACCUGCUGUUGGGGAGCUCCCGGGCCGUUGAUGACGUGGCGCGCUCCCAUUGGCUGGAGCUGCUGGGGGCGCGGCUGUUGCACCAGAACCCGCAGGCGACAGCAGCAGUACAGGCGUCGCUCGCACUGCAAUGCUGGCGGGAAGCAGCAGCGGGCGGCGGUGGGAAGAGCGGUGGGGCAUCUCAGCCGUUGGAUGCUUCGGAUCUCAUCCAGCCGUCGCUGGAUCGGCUCAUGCUUGCGUCCUUGUGCCGUGAAACAGAGGUUGUGGUGUCCAUAGCAUCUCGACUCCUCCCUUCCUGGUUCCUAGUGCAAGUGAUUGAGCUUCUCUCACUUCCCUCGCCGUCCCUCUCCGCACUACCAGCCAAACAAGCCGCUGCAGCUGUCGCCCAAAAUGCUGCCUCUGCCGCCCGGGAGCCAUCCACAGCAGAUGGUGCUGACAUCAGCGGCCUGUCUGUUCUGGAUCUCUGCCGGGUGAACUACGCCAUGGACCUCCUAUCAGAUGCUGCCACGUGGCAGCUCGCCCUCCCCUACCUCGCCCCAUGCCCACCAGGAGAACCCUUCAUAGAGCAAGCCCUGUUGUGCCAGCCAGUCACAGUCACCACACACACCAGCAUCUCAAAGACACUCUUCCUCCUCGACUCAUACGCCCCUGCCUGCUACCCCUCUGCUGCCGCCUUCCUCUCACGAUCUGCUGCAAUGGCAUGUUGGGACUCUAGAAGCCUCGCCACGUCGCGCCAUGUGGCGAGCGUCUAUUGGAUGGCAGCGGCCGGCGCACCAGCAGCAGCGCCUAUGGACGCGCUUGUCCUUUUCCUCGCAGACGAGCUGCUGGUGCCAGCCAUCAGGGGGAGGCUGCAUCUGGUGCAGGGCGCACCUGGUUCAGGUUCAGGUGGUGCCAAAGAGGGAGCAACAGCAGGUGCAGCAAGAGCAGCAGCGGCGCUGGAUGCUCUGAGGAAUAGCAGUGGGUCGACCGGACAGAGUCACUCGGCUCUUGAAUACGUGCUCUCUGUAUGGGAGCUGGUCAAAGAGCUGACUGGUGGAUCAAACAGCCCAGUGUCGCCCUUUUUUCCUGCCACCACUGCUACUGCUACUCCCGAGCCAAUCCAACGAAGCCACCAGGCGGACCGGCUAGUGCAGGCCAUGCUCCACACCUCAUCGCAUUACCCUCGUGUCUUCCUCUCUCUGUCUCAUCUCAUGGCUCAUGUGCUUCAGAAUUGCUCCCUACCGUUCAAAGAGGCCCACAUCUCUGCGCUCAUUAGCUGCUUGCAGCACUUCUCCCCAGACUCACUCUCACAACAGCGCUCUGGCUUUAAGAAUGCUCCCACUCUCACUGCCCGUAGUUUGCCUGACGCGGACAGCCAAGGAGGCAUGGGGCAGGCAUCGCUGUGGGAUCAUUUGAAUAGCCUCAAACUGGCACUGGCCAAGGAGUUGAGUGCCAAGAUCAUGUUCCUCUGA